Molecule: messenger RNA, 813 nt
Organism: Saccharomycopsis crataegensis
Lineage: Eukaryota; Fungi; Ascomycota; Saccharomycetes; Ascoideales; Saccharomycopsidaceae
Gene: MRPL9
Product: mitochondrial 54S ribosomal protein uL3m MRPL9
Exons: 1
Coding region: 1-813 (270 amino acids)
Biological process (GO): translation
Cellular component (GO): mitochondrial large ribosomal subunit; ribosome
Molecular function (GO): structural constituent of ribosome
Source: RefSeq, a predicted model, not a curated record
AUGAGUCUUCUCAACACAAUAUUAUUCAACUCAAGAAUAAUAUCAAGCUACCCAAAGUUGGUAAGAACUGGAGCAUCAUUAACUUCUCUUGAUGCUGCUGUCACUACCAUUACUUCCAAGGCAGCCCCAGUGAACCAUUCCGCUGAAAUGGCGCGUCUUAGAAAAAGAUUACCUAGCAGACCUGGUCUUGUGGGGGUCAAAAAGGGUAUGAUCUCAUAUUUCACUCCUAGUGGCGAGAAGUUCCCAUGUACUGUGGUGGAAAUUGACUCUGUGGAAGUGUUAUACACCAAAACUCCAGCCAAAGAAGGUUACUAUGCCGUUCAAUUAGGAUAUGGUGCCGUCAGUUCCAAAAAGAUUAGUAGAGCCAUGUUGGGACACUUUGCUAGAGCUGAAGUAAACCCAAAGGAAGCAAUUUAUGAAUUCCAAGUGAAAGACGAAACCGGAUUAUUGGAAAUAGGCACCGAAUUGAAAGCUGAUCAUUUUAAAGAAGGACAAUACGUCGACUUGAAGUCGGUUUCUAAAGGUAAAGGAUUUGCAGGUGUCAUGAAGCGUUGGCACUUUGCUGGUUUGAGAGCUUCUCACGGUACCUCUGUGGCUCAUAGACAUGGUGGUUCUUAUGGUCAAAAUCAAACUCCUGGUAGAGUUUAUCCUGGAAGAAAGAUGCCUGGUCAUAUGGGUCAUAAGAACGCUACCAUACAGAAUAGCGAAGUGAUUGAAGUUAAUGCCGAAAAGGGAUACAUUUUGAUCAAAGGGCCAAUUAGUGGGGCUAAUGGAACUUUUGUCAAAAUUCAAGAUGCUAUAAAGAAGCAAUAA